AUGAAAAAUGCCAAUAGAACAUUUAAUGUUAGUGAAAAUGUUAAAGAAGUUGAAAGAGCUAAACAUGAACCUAGUAAACUAAUAAAUGGCAAUGAUGGCUUGGAUAAUCUAUUUGUUACCAAAAAUCAGCUAAAAUUUGCAUGUUGA
This is a messenger RNA of Cetraspora pellucida, 147 nucleotides long. Lineage: Eukaryota; Fungi; Glomeromycota; Glomeromycetes; Diversisporales; Gigasporaceae. The record is from the annotation of a GenBank genome assembly.